CCCCACCCCUACAGGUUUCCUCUUUUGCCCAUACAGGAGGUCACAUGAUAUGAUCUUCUUAUUCAAGAUGGCGGCCAUUAGGCACAACCUAGUAUGGUUUCUCUCUCUCUUAUUUUGUCAUUAUUCGCUUAUAUUUGCAUCUCAUGUACCCGUAUUCAUGUGGUCGAAGGACAGCCCUCUGUCACCUGAGAAGCCAUUAUUAGCUGGACAUACAGUGUCUGCUCAAGACUUCAAAGAGAAAUACCUUAGAAAUGUUUUACAGAAAACACAGUCUGUAAUUUUGUUUCUUCAAGACAGGUUAAGUAUUGAUGAUGUCACUCGUUACGGAGAUGCCUAUAGUACUGGUAGCCAUGGCGAUGCCUUCUCCAAUCUCAAGUUUGCUAUACAGAAGGCAAAUUCUUCAGUGGUGUUGCCAUCAGUUGAGGUUGAAACAAGUGGAGUAACAAGUGACCUGAUAGAAUAUGUCAAGGAAAACAUUAAAGGAAAAGUUAUGAUUGUCAAAGGAGAUGAGCUGAAGUCAUUUAAAGCAGAGAAUUACCUGCUUGAUGACAAAGUGACAAAUGUUUUCAUCAUUAAUCUUCACCCUGUUGAAUUGAGUUACCAUGAAAGUGCUGAACUUGCUUUUAAAGAAAAUGAUGAGGUGAUUGCCAUGGUAACUAAAGAAAUUUCCAAACUUGGGACAUCCUAUACUUGCAUCCUGACUGCACAAGCACCUAAUAAGGAUGUCAGUAACUUGGUGGAAGCAGAAGAAAUUUCAUCACUCCCACAUGACAGAUUUAGAAGAGAUGUCGAAGCAGACAGUAGCGAAAACAAAAGUGUUGACAUUGUGUAUCUAAAUAACACCCUAUUUGCCAAUGGAUCAUGUGUGUUUGUGUACAUGAAGGGACUAUACUUGAGACAUUUCAAUGAGACAUUCAAUUUCUUCAACAUGAGUGAUAUCAGUGGCACUGUGGAAUCAGAUUGUUCAAACUACUCAAGUGUAAGCUUCACCAUGUUAUUGAAAGACGGUGGCUUUGUUGUAUUAAAACUGAGAGGUGAUUUCAACGUUACCCGGUCAGAUUGGAAAUGUGUGAAACUUAGUGCAACAAUAAAGCGCAAAGCUGGCGACGUAUCAGUCGAUAAACCGAUUGUGUUCCCCUGCGACAAGGAAAUCCAUGUUCCUCUUAAGAUGUCCUAUCACUGCUAUAACUCAACUUUUAUCGGCGGGAACUACUCUUUGAGCUUCUUAAACUUUCAGAUUCAGCCAUAUCGUAUAAAGAAUAACAAGUUCUCCUAUAGCUAUGACUGUGUUGGAUUCUUUUCUAUUCCAAUUCUUAUGGGUUUAUUCACUACUGGAAUACUUCUAUUGAUUCUGUUCUUUGGAAUAAUGGCUGUGUUCAGUAUUACGACAAUGGACAGAUUUGAUGAUCCCAAAGGAUCUCAGAGGUCAUUUGGUUCUACUGGAUAAUAAUUGUUCACAUACAUACUAUCAAAUCUUUUCUAGUUAUGUUAACAUAAUAAUUAUAGCAUGGGCCUUUCUCAUGCGGCAACCAUGUCAACUGUAGCGGUAAAUUUUUUCAGAAUGAAGUUACAUAGGUUUAAACAAAGGUUUUCAUUCUCAUGGGAAUAAACAUGACGCUGUGUGAUCGAGGUCUAUAGUUCAUUCUUCAAAGAACUUACUGAGUUCCAUAAGAUUUUUUUAAACAGAAACUUGCACUACAUAUAAUACAUAUAAUACUAUUAUAGUGUUAUUCACUGUUUACAAACAUUGACGUCAGCAAUCUUUUCUCAUUAAAAUUUGCCAAUCAUUAAAACAAAAGAUCUCUUUGUUUCAGUAGCCAAUAAGAUCUCUGGUUGGCACAUUUUAAUAUCAAUAGGCGAUGUCAGCACAAACUUCACUACAUUUCUGAAUUCUUUGUAUUCUACCCAGACAUUGUUUUGGGGUCUGAUAAAAUAAUUUUUUGAUCCAAUUGUAUAGAAAAUUGAAAUAAAUUUUUCUUGGUAGAGUUCGCCAUCUACAUUUUUUGCCUUUUUUGAAAAAUUGGAAAACUUUGAGCUAACCUAAUGGAAAUGCGACUGUUGUCAAGCACUAUUACAGGGAUAUCUCCAAAUGCAAGGGAGGUUCAUCCAUACGUGCUGUAGAGAUGAGCAUCAAAAUGAAAUUGUUUUUUUCUUAAAUACUAAUCAAAUUCAAGGCUAUUAAUAUUAUACUAAUAGGGAUAAUGUUAUUGAUAACUUCCAUGAUGAAAAUUUAAAUUCAGGUGAUCUUAUUACCCUGGAUUCCAGAGGCUCUCAUGCUCAAGUGUUGAUCAUACAGGUUUCACAGAGUGCAAACAAUAUAACUGUGAUACUUUAGAAAUACUAAAUAGCACAAUUUCAUGCGCAUUCCAUUGUUUUCUAUUGUUUAAUCAGCACUAUUUUGUACUAUUUAGUAAUUAGUGUUUCACGGAUUAAUCGUUUGCCCUCUAUUGUUGCAAGAGCCUACGAGAAGCAUUGGAGUUAUAGUCUCUGAAAUGCAGGGUAGAUUGUUGUGUUGUCAUUUAGAUAACAAUCAGAUGAAAAUAAUUAAAUGAAGUACAUAAUUAUGUACACGAAUGUGUAACAAAAGUGCUAAAAUAAAGAGCAUUAAAAAAUAAAACUGUC
Messenger RNA from Actinia tenebrosa (Australian red waratah sea anemone), 2622 nucleotides. RefSeq names its product V-type proton ATPase subunit S1. Gene Ontology annotation, molecular function: ATPase activator activity. The record is from RefSeq and is a predicted model, not a curated record. Gene Ontology annotation, cellular component: proton-transporting V-type ATPase complex. Lineage: Eukaryota; Metazoa; Cnidaria; Anthozoa; Actiniaria; Actiniidae.